Messenger RNA from Gossypium raimondii (Peruvian cotton), 1305 nucleotides. RefSeq lists its product as uncharacterized. The record is from RefSeq and is a predicted model, not a curated record. Bases 1 to 1305 code for a protein of 434 amino acids. Gene Ontology annotation, molecular function: zinc ion binding. The transcript is spliced from 5 exons. Lineage: Eukaryota; Viridiplantae; Streptophyta; Magnoliopsida; Malvales; Malvaceae.
AUGUGUUACUGUUUUGUAUUGUAUUCAAAGAAGUGGUCCCGAUGGGUGAAAGUUGAUGGGGAGGGUGAUGAUGAAGGGGUAGAAUCUGAUGGUGAAGGUGAUCUGGAAAAGGUAGAAUCUAGUAGGGAGGGUGAUGUAGGAGAGGUACAAGCUAUGGAGAGGGAUCACCCUAAAAUGAAGCUGAGGGAAAUUCAAAGAAGAUGUUCUUCUGAGAUGCAUGUAAAUGUGACCAUUGACUGUUGUUAUAGAGCGAAGAAAAUAGUGAAGGAGAAAAUGGCUGGGAAUCAUAAGGAGGAAUUUGGCUUACUAUGGGACUAUGCUCAUGAGUUAAGGUCAAAAAUGCCAGGAAAUACAAUAAAAUUGGUUGUUCAAAGGGUGAAAGUAGACUCCCUUCCUCAUUUUAAGAGGUAUUAUGUAUGCUUUGAUACACUAAAGAGAGGCUGGAAAGCGAGGUGUAGGUCACUCAUUAGGCUAGAUGGUUGCUUCCUAAAAGGCUCAUUUAAGAAUGAAUUUCUCACAGCUGUUGGAAGAGACGCAAACAACCAAAUGUUCCCUAUUGCAUGGGUUGUGGUUGAAGUAGAGUGCACUGAUUCAUGGGCCUGGUUUCUCAGUCUCCUAUCAACUGAUUUGGGCUUGGAAGAUGGGUAUGGGUACACAAUUAUCAGUGACCAACAAAAUGGCUUUGAGAUUGCAAUUUCUGACAUACUACCAAGGGUGGAGCAUAGGAAUUCACUGGAGAAUAAAAAUAAGGAUGCUUACGAUAAUUUGAUGAAGAAGUCUCCAAAGAUGUGGACUAGGGCAUUUUUGGGGACUACUUGUAAAUCAGAUAUAGUUGACAACAAUUUGUGUGAAGCAUUCAAUUCAAGCAUUGUUGAAGUUAGGUCCAAAAGUAUUAUCAGAAUGCUUGAGGAUAUUAGGACCAAGAUGAUGACUAGGAUAGUACAGAAAAGGAAGCUAUGUAAUGGAUGGAAGCAAAAUUAUGGUCCAAUGGUGAAAACUAAGUUUGAUGGUAAUAAGAAAGACUGUGUAGAGUGGCAACUGAUAUGGAGUGGUGAAAAUAUAUGUGAGUUGAGGAAAGGAAGUUAUCAGUAUACAGUGAACCUAAGUCAAAGGAUAUGUAGUUAUAGAAGUUGGCAAAUUAGUGGGAUUCCAUGUUCCCAUGGAUGUGCUGCCAUGUAUCAUUUAGGGCUUCAGCCAGAUGAAUAUUUGCAUGAAUAUUAUCACAAUGAUACCUAUAAGAAAGCUUACUGUUUUCCAAUGCAUCCCAUAAAUGGGCCACAUGAUUGGGAAAAAACUGGUAUUUAG